Molecule: messenger RNA, 2983 nt
Organism: Salarias fasciatus (jewelled blenny)
Lineage: Eukaryota; Metazoa; Chordata; Actinopteri; Blenniiformes; Blenniidae
Gene: kbtbd7
Product: kelch repeat and BTB (POZ) domain containing 7
Exons: 1
Coding region: 24-1880 (618 amino acids)
Molecular function (GO): protein binding
Source: RefSeq, a predicted model, not a curated record
CCUUGGCGGCCGGAGGUGAAGCGAUGGCUUCGGCGUUGAGUUGCUUCAGCGGUCCGGAGGUGCUGGAGGACUCGAGUCACGCCCGGAGCCUGGUGAACGAGCUCCGGGCGCUGUACGACUGCCGGCUGCUCGGGGACGUGACCAUCGGAGUGGAGUGUGAGGAGGAGUCCCUGGAGCCCAGGGGCGACAUCGCUCAGCUGUUCCUGUGCAGCCGCAACGUGCUCGCCGCCGCCAGCCCCUACUUCAAGAGCAUGUUCACCGGGGGCCUGAACGAGAGCAUGCGGGACAGGGUGGUCAUCCGCGGGGUGGACUCCGAAUCCAUGUCUGUCAUCAUCGAUUACUGCUACACGGGCAGGGUGACCAUCACGGAAGGGAACGUCCAGAGGCUGUACGCAGCGGCCAACAUGCUGCAGCUGGAGUACAUCAGGAAGGCUUGUUCCAGUUUCAUGACGAGGAGGCUGGACCUCUCCAACUGCGUGGGGAUCCUGAAGUUUGCAGACACCUACGAUAAUCCCGAACUGAAGGAGAACGCGCAAGCUUUCAUAGCCAGGAACUUCAGCCAGGUGUGUAACGGAGACGAGCUGUGUGAGCUGGACCUUGUGCAGCUGAAGGAGCUGCUGUCUCUGGACACUUUGGAUGUGGACUGUGAAAAGAAGGUGUGUUCUGCUGCCCUGCAGUGGAUAGAGGCCAACGCGCCACAGAAGAAGGAGGAUGCACUACAAGCGCUUAAGUGUGUGCGCUGGAACUUGUUUACAGAGAAGGACAAGUGUUAUCUGGAGAGCCUCAUGGCGCGACCUUUAAUUGAGAAGUAUCUGGCAUCAUUUUUUAACAGGUCUCCAGAGGAUGGCUGUGGGAUGCCUGCGACUCUGGAUGUACCGAAGCACAGGAUCGGCGUGAGUGCCAAAGAAAUGAUUCUCUUCUUUGGCCUGCCCAAUGACAACAUCAUGUGCUGCGACCCAUACUCAGAGGAUCUGUACUUCAUGGCUCCUCCUUUAGAAGAUCUCAGUAAUCAGGACUACAAACGCUCCACUAUGGAGUCCUUAAUCGCCUGCGCCACGCCUGAAAACAACCUGUACCUGGCCUCCCACCUCUCUAAACACUUCUGGCUGUACAACCCUGUGCUCAACAGCUGGCAGGAGUUGGCAGAGAGGCCUCUGGGGCGGAUACACUCCGGGAUGGGCUACCUCAAUGGACAUGUGUACCUGUUGGGAGGAAGAAAUCCAGUGACGGAUGCCAGACUGAAGGAGGUGGAGUGUUACAGCGUCCAGAGGAACCAGUGGACGUUUGUGGCCCCUCUACCUCACUCUUUAGGUAAAAUGCAGGUGGUGGCUCUGAAUGACCAUUUAUAUGUAGUGAACAAAAGGAGGAUGCUGUGCUACGAUCCCAAGAGGAACCGCUGGCGCCACUGCGGCUCGCUCAGGAGAGACAAGCUGCACAAGGCCUGUGUGUUUCAAGAGCAGAUCAUCUGUGUGUGCGACAUCCCUGUGGUGAAGGCCUACAGCCCCACCAGGGGUGAGUGGAAGAGGCUGGGGGAUAUCCCCAUCGACAGUCGGGCUCUGAAUUACCAGGUGAUCCAGCACAACGGCAAGCUGCUGCUUCUCACCCAGACGUUACUGCAGCACAACAAAAACCGAGUCCUCAUCCACGAGUACGACCCGGCCAGGGACACGUGGAAGAACGUCAUGGCGGUGUACGUGUCCACUCUGGGGCCCGUGUGCGUUUCCACACGCGUGUACCCGGUGUGUUUGGGCUCCGCUCACAGCUUCUCCACGGAGGAGGACGACGACAGCGGCUCCAGUGCCGACUGGGACUUUGAUGGGCUGACGGAUGCGGAUUCGGACUCCGGCAGCUCAAGCUCUUUCUCUGAUGAGAACUGGUAGUGAAAUACGUUUCUGUGUCAAAGGACAGUGAGCAUUUAAUGGAUUUUUACAGGGUGCUUUUGUCUGCCAGGAGAGGUCACAGAAUCAACAAACUCUCGAAGUAGCCAUCUAUAAUUAAAGCACAAGGGCAGAUAUCUGCUAUUUCACCUUAAUAUUUAGAAAAUAAGAAAAGACAGAUUUGAAUCGGUCUCAGAUCCAGGAGUAACAGCCGCAAGUAUUUUACCAGAUAUUCAGAAAAAAAAAAUCAGCUGACUAGCAUGAGAUGAGAUGACCUUUUUUUUUAUAACCUGGCAGCUGUUACAUGGAAAUCUGAGGAAUUCUAGUUACACAACCAAAAAGAGCCAAAGCAUGUGCUAGUGUUGAUGAAGGUUCUUCAGUGUUCAGCAUAAUGAUGAGGCACGGAUGAAGUAUUAUCAUGCUAUGAAAUCCGAAGAAGUUCUCUAUUAAAGAUGAACAAACGUGGGGGAAAAAACAUUAGAAGCUGCUGCAUCAUGAAAAUCUCCCUCUUGAGUCAGUGUUUACCGAGCAAGGAUCGUGCACUUCCCACAAUCGGUGAUUCCUCCAAUGAGCUCUUAAAGAGUCGAUGCAUGAAAUCAGAAAAACGUCUCUCACUUUCACAGCAGAGACAUUUUGCCACAGGAGAUACUAACCAGAUAAUUAAUUGCCGUGGUUCUUUGCAAUAAAUGCCGGAACUGAGCCAUUAAUAACGUUAUUGAGCCCACCUGUGCUUCUCCUGCUUUGACGAGACACAUUUCUGCUUUGAAUCUCAUUCAGCUUUGUGUCGUUUAUGUGCAGUAAUGUUUGCAAACGGCCGUUCGUGUGUUUUCAUCCGAUGCUUUCUGCUUCAUGAGCGUCCACACAUAAUGCACACACCCCUAACCCAAGCUCAAAGCAACAAAAAAUACUUGUGAACAUGCCCCAGAGAUCAUUCAGGGGUUCCAUUAUCGCUUUAAAGGUUGGUAUUUUUGAUUAUGGAGACAUUGUGUGUGUGAAAUUUAAUAUUAAGCUUGAAUAAAUGGACACACCUGUUUAACACCGGUGUGUAUUUGUGACUGGGGAGGUUCGGGAUGACCGGCAGCUCAAGUGCCUCGUGUUUAUGACUG